AUGAUCCAGCACUUCAAGAUUAUUUGCAGCUUUAUUGGAACUUGUAUCAAAACAGCACACAGUUCCAAUAAAGCUGCAAAUAAUCUUGAAGUGCUGGAUCCUCGUGUUGUGUUUCUGAUCUUGUGCUCACCAAGCCGAGGAAGCCUCAUUGGUGGUUUUCAGUUGGUACAAAUAAAUAUAUUUUCACCAAGGGUUCUAUAUAUCAAAGUGGGUUCUGGUUACCCUUAUCGUUUGCCAGAAGUGGCUCCUUUCAUCACUACUCCCCUUGAAACACUUGAUGCUUUAGUGGAAGAUGUCGCCACUUUCAUGUGUACAGUUGAUUCAUAUCCUCAGUCGGAAAUCAUAUGGACACGCAAUAACAUUGGUAUCAGAUUGUUUGACACACGUUACAGCAUUCGAGAAAACGGGCAACUCCUGACCAUUCUCAGCGUGGAGGAAGGUGAUGAUGGUGUUUACUGCUGCCUGGCUAAAAAUGGUGUCGGAGAUCCAGCAAAAAGCUGUGGAGCUUUGCAAGUGAAAAUGAAACCAAAAAUAACACGUCCACCAACGAAUGCAAAGCUUAUAGAAGGAGUAAAAGCAGUUCUCCCUUGCAAUACCCUAGGAAACCCCAAACCAUCCGUUUCAUGGAUUAAAGGUGAAAAUGCUGUUAAGGAGAAUGCUCGUAUCUCUAUUCUAGAUUCUGGAAGCCUAAGAAUUCAGAAAGUACAAAGAGAAGAUGUUGGUCAAUACCGUUGUAUAGCUAUGAAUAGCCUUGGAACUGCAAUUUCCAAACCUGCACUGCUGGAAGUGGAAGUUCUUGCCAGGAUCAUAAAAGCACCGGAGUCACAGAAUGUAACAUUUGGUUCGGAAGUGUCUCUGAGGUGUACAGCUUCUGGUAUUCCAGUUCCUUCUAUCAGGUGGUUUGAAAAUGGAAAACCUGUUUCGCCAGAAUCUGUUGAAGAAAACAUCAAGGAUGGAGUCAUUUUCUCCAAUUUGCACAUUAUAGCAACCAGACCAGGCCUGUUUAUGUGCAUGGCAGAUAACAAACAUAGUGGGAGUUUUGGCACAGCAAAAGCUGCAGCAACAAUAAGUAUAUCAGAAUGGAGGCUUUAUAAAGGUGAUGUUGGCUACUGCAGCACCUACAAGGGGGACAUAUGCAACAUGGUGCUCACUAAGGAUUCCUUGGUUUUCUUCAACACAUCUAAUGCUGAACCAGAAGAAAGUCAGGAGAUGCUAGCUCAAAUAGCUUGGACUGAACUAAAAACUGUGAGUCCAUUUUGCCGACCUGCAGCUGAAGCUUUGCUCUGCAACAACUUUUUCCAGGAAUGCAACCAUGCAGCAGAUGGUCCAGCUCCAAAACCAUUAUGCAGGGAACAUUGCCUUGCAGUAAAGGAUCUGUACUGUUUUAAAGAGUGGCUGUCCAUUGAGGAAAAUUCACGGAAAGGAAUUUAUAAACCUGGAUUAAUGCUGCUAACACUUUCUGAUUGUGAACAGCUUCCAAGCCUGCAUAACAGCCCUGGAGCCUGCAUAAAGAUUCCAUACUUUGAGUUACACAAGGAAAAUAUUACCAAAAUAUGUUAUAAAGGCAAUGGCAGACAUUACCAGGGGACUGUCAACGUGACAGCAUCAGGAAUUCCUUGUCAAAAAUGGAGUCAACAGCUACCUCACCUGCACAGAAAGAUGCCUGCGGUAUUUCAAGAGCUGUCCAAUGCAGAAAAUUAUUGUAGAAACCCUGAUGGAGAACAUGAGCGUCCAUGGUGUUAUACAACCGACCCUUAUGUAAGAUGGGAAUACUGCAACAUUCCAGCAUGCAAGGAAGGUACACUGCAUUUACCAACCACAAUAAAAACAGCACACGGGCCCCCUGUUAUGCCAUCUACAUCAUCAUCUUUCUCGCCAACACACUCUAUGACAGUCAUCAUAUCAAUAAUAUGCAGUUUUGCUGGCUUAAUACUACUGAUAAUAACUGCCCUUGUGUGUUGUCGGAGACAGAAGAAAAUGAAAAACAUAAACAGAGAAAAUACGUCUCCAACACUUACAGCUCUUCCGUCAGAGCUUGUUCUGGACAGGUUACAUCCAAACCCCAUGUAUCAGAGAAUGCCUCUUCUCCUCAAUGCUAAACUCAUAAGUCUGGAGUAUCCCAGGAAUAAUAUUGACUAUGUCAGGGACAUUGGAGAAGGAGCUUUUGGAAGAGUCUUUCAAGCCAGGGCGCCAGGGCUGCUUCCUUAUGAACCUUUUACAAUGGUAGCAGUAAAGAUGCUGAAAGAAGAAGCCUCUGCUGAUAUGCAGGCUGACUUCCAAAGAGAGGCGGCGCUUAUGGCGGAGUUUGAUCACCCUAACAUUGUAAAGCUCCUAGGUGUAUGUGCUGUUGGAAAACCAAUGUGUCUUCUUUUUGAAUAUAUGGCCCAUGGAGACUUAAAUGAGUAUUUGCGACAUAGAUCACCACGUGCUUUGAGCAGCUUAAGCCACAGCAGUCUUGCAACAAAAGUCAGACUCUCUGACCUAAAUCCUGCACCAUUGUCUUGUACUGAUCAGCUCCAUAUUGCCCGCCAGGUAUCAGCAGGCAUGGCCUACCUCUCAGAGCGGAAGUUUGUCCAUCGGGACCUGGCCACCAGGAAUUGUUUGGUCAGUGAGAACAUGGUGGUUAAAAUAGCUGAUUUUGGUCUCUCUAGGAAUAUUUACUCAGCAGAUUAUUAUAAAGCUAAUGAAAAUGAUGCCAUACCAAUCCGGUGGAUGCCUCCAGAGUCCAUAUUUUACAAUCGAUAUACGACUGAGUCUGACGUUUGGGCUUAUGGCGUUGUCUUGUGGGAAAUAUUCUCUUAUGGCAUGCAGCCUUACUAUGGCAUGGCUCAUGAAGAAGUCAUAUAUUUUGUUAGAGAUGGUAACAUUUUGUCAUGCCCCGAAAACUGUCCACUAGAAUUAUACAAUCUUAUGCGUCUCUGCUGGAGCAAGAUGCCUACUGAUCGUCCAAGUUUUGCGAGCAUUCAUCGCAUUCUGGAGCGCAUGUAUGACAGAGCUGUCUCUGCUCAAGUUUGAGGGAUAUAUGAUUCUGUGUAACAUUGCAUCUGCAUAUUUCCUUUAAAAACCGACUGAACUAUUCCACACAUCAUAGUUUGUGUUGUAUGAAGGCGUGGAAUGGAUGAAAACCUAUCCAUGGAAGGACAAUACAGUAAAGUAAAUAUGGUUCAC
Messenger RNA from Hyla sarda, 3168 nucleotides. It is a transcript of the gene MUSK, whose product is annotated as muscle associated receptor tyrosine kinase. Gene Ontology annotation, cellular component: signaling receptor complex. Gene Ontology annotation, biological process: multicellular organism development; positive regulation of kinase activity; protein phosphorylation. Lineage: Eukaryota; Metazoa; Chordata; Amphibia; Anura; Hylidae. The transcript has 19 exons. The record is from RefSeq and is a predicted model, not a curated record. Gene Ontology annotation, molecular function: ATP binding; transmembrane receptor protein tyrosine kinase activity; protein binding. The coding region runs from base 1 to 3015 and encodes 1004 amino acids.